CCUUAAUUAUUAAUAAAAAGUUAAAAUUAAACUAAGAAUCUUUAUAAUAUUAUGUAAAUAAGUUUGGAAUGAAUAAUUUAUGAUGAUAAUGAAAAACUGUGACGCCAAUAUGGAAAAAGUUUGCCGUACCUGUAUGAGCGUAAGCUCGGAAAUGAGAAGUGUUUUUGAUAAAGACGUUUCUAACGGGCAAGCAAUUCAAUUAUCGGAUAUGGUUAUGGCUUGUGCUGAAGUUCAGAUCAAAGAGGAUGAUGGUCUUCCAUCUCAUUUGUGUUCAGAAUGUGAAGUCAAAUUGCAAACUGCUUUUACUUUUAAAAAGCAGUGUGAAAAAUCAGACGUUACUUUUCGAGCUCUCUCUCCAGAAACUCUUGCUAAAGUAGUGAUUAAGCAAGAAUGUUUAGAUAAUUUAGACAACAUAGUUGUACAACCAGACAUUAACAAUGAUUGUACCACAUAUGAUGAUAACAAUUUCUCAGAUUCAAGUUGUAGAACCGAAAAAAAAGUUGCAAAACGUGACUCCAAACAAGACAAAAAUGAUUUGAUGUGUAAUUAUUGUUACAAGGUAUUACGCACCAAAAAAGGCCUUAAAAUUCAUAUAAGAAGACAUACAGGUGAGAAAUUGCGUACUUGUGACAUUUGUUCUGCUUCAUUUACAAAAACUGAUCAUCUAGUGAGACAUAUGAGAGUGCAUAAUUCAGAGGAAAAUCAAAAAUACAUUUGUGUUGAAUGUGGGGCAGAAUUUGCCAAAUCUUAUCAGUUAUCAAAACAUAAAAAGGAACACAUGACAGCUAAAAAUCAGGAAGAAUUUGAUGAUGAGGAUGAGCAAAAUAUGAGCAAUAAUAUCUAUUCAGAUCAUGAAAGUGACGAAGCUGUUAAAGUAACUAUGAAAAAGGAAAGAAGACGUGCGAGACUGGAACAACUUAAAACGAAAAAGAUAAUGGAAUGUGAAUUUUGUGAUAGAAAGUUUAAAUAUAGGAAAAGUUUUACACAUCACAUACAGCUGGAACACGGCAUGUCUGAUGACAAUGAUAUUCCUCUUGUUUCUGUUCUUUCAAAAAAUAUGCAAACUAAAGUGUCUCCUGAGAAAGAAAUAGAAGAAGAAGAGGAAGAGGAAGAAUCUUCAUCCAAAGUUGCUGAUGAAAACAACGUAGAUAUUUCAUCUAAUAACGAUUUAAUGGACCUAAUGUUCAUUUCUUCGGUCGCAAAAAUACACAUUUGUCACGUGUGUGACUCAUCAUUUGAUAGGAUAAACCAUUUGACAAGACACAUGACUCUGCAUAGGGCCGUACUGACCCACAAAUGCGACCGUUGCGACAAAGCAUUUGCCAGCGAGGAACACUUAACAAAGCACAAUGAUGAAGAUCAUGUAGAUAAGCCUUAUAUUUGUACUAUUUGUAACAGAAAUUUCGAGAGGGGCGAAUAUCUUAUAAGACAUUUGCGAGAGCAUGAAACUGGAGCAGUCGUUAGCAUUUUGAGGUGUUCAAUUUGUGAAAAAGUGUUCGAUAGUUCUGACCAUCUUGCUCGCCAUACGAAAGUUCACUUGCAACAAGACAAACGACACGUGUGUUCCCAAUGUGGAAAGGCUUUUAACCGCCUUGACAACCUAAAAACUCAUCAGCGUAUUCAUUCCGGUGUAAAAGACAACUCCAAACUUCACUUGUGUAUUUACUGUGGCAAAGAAUUCAAUAAUUCCAGCAAUAUGAUUGUGCAUAUGAGAAGACAUACUGGGGAACGUCCCUAUAAAUGCAGCCAAUGCGGAAAAGGUUUUCCUCGUUCCCACGAUCUUAAAUGUCACGAAAGAACCCACUCAGGAGAGAAACCAUACUUAUGCACUUUGUGUGGAAAAUCGUUUAACAAAAGUAACAAAUUGUUAAGACAUUCGAGAGUACAUACAGGCGAACGUCCCUAUGUGUGCAACUUAUGUGGUCGAGCGUUCACUCAGUCGAACGAUCUUGCACUACAUAUGCGAAGACAUACGGGAUCUCGUCCAUAUGCUUGCGGUGUUUGUCCUGCUCGGUUUAUUCAAUCGGGACAGUUAAAGAAUCACCGACGUACCACUGGUCAUUGGAUGGAAACGCAGCCUGAAUUGAAAGGAGGACAUCGUGUAGAACCAGUCACUCCAGUGACUAAACCGGCGCCGAUUAAGUUUAAAACUCAUGGCAAAAAUAAUACUGUAGAAAAAAUCGAAAAGGAAGAUCUGGAAUUAGAGGAACCACGCAUAAUGAGCCAUACUGUAGGCAUCAUGGGCAAUUUGAGCAUCCAGAACCAACCGAUUCUUAUCGACAGUAGUAAAUUGCUGGGACAUUUUCCUGGCCUAGUAAAUUUAGUUAAUGUAGAACAAAAUGUUGAAAAAUCUGAAAAUUCGGAAAAUUCGGAAACAAAUUCAAUGGAAUUAAAGUGUAAACCAGAAGUUCAAACUUUUAUGAUUUCUGGCAAAGAAGAAGAUGAAGAAACCAUUGAAGAGGAGAAUAAAAAUAAAGAAAUGGUGGGUACAUUUCCCACCAAUUCUGUGUUCACUUCUGUAACAGAUACCACGGUUACAUUCACCACGUCCGAAAGUUACAGCUAUCAAAGUUACAGGUAGAGAUCGGAAAAAGGACGUGAAAAGCAAUGCUUCUUGGUUGUACAAGGUAUGUAGGUAAUAAGUAUGUAUAGUACAUUUAAAGGAUGAUGUGAAUGAAUUUUUGUAUUAAUUAUCACAUACUUGGAAAUUUAUUUAUUUAUUGAGUUAAAUUAAUUUCAAAGCUUAUUUUAGAAUACCAAAGAAUGGCCAUCGCUUCUACUUUUUCUAAUUAAAGUCCAUAUGAUGUUUUUUAUACGUUAAAUAAAUUGUACGUGCUGCUU
Agrilus planipennis (emerald ash borer) is the source of this 2841-nucleotide messenger RNA. RefSeq names its product zinc finger protein 271. Gene Ontology annotation, molecular function: DNA-binding transcription factor activity, RNA polymerase II-specific; zinc ion binding; RNA polymerase II transcription regulatory region sequence-specific DNA binding. NCBI's taxonomy places the organism in Eukaryota, Metazoa, Arthropoda, Insecta, Coleoptera, Buprestidae. The transcript is spliced from 8 exons. Gene Ontology annotation, biological process: regulation of cytokine production; negative regulation of transcription by RNA polymerase II; regulation of immune system process. The record is from RefSeq and is a predicted model, not a curated record. Gene Ontology annotation, cellular component: nucleus. Bases 80 to 2581 code for a protein of 833 amino acids.